Molecule: messenger RNA, 636 nt
Organism: Alternaria ventricosa
Lineage: Eukaryota; Fungi; Ascomycota; Dothideomycetes; Pleosporales; Pleosporaceae
Exons: 1
Coding region: 1-636 (211 amino acids)
Cellular component (GO): Golgi apparatus
Source: RefSeq, a predicted model, not a curated record
AUGACUUCCCCUCAAGAUCUCGAAGAACAACAACAGACCCUCAUUACCCCCGACCAGCGCCAACAAACACCACCACCCGAAAUCACGACCCACACACCUUCUGUCAUGUCUCGCUUCAGCAUCCCCAUCGAUGCCCUGACAUCCAGGAUGAACUUGGGCGGACGCUUCGACAGCAUCCGCUCUACUUCAGUCUCGUCGCGAUUCGCCAACCUACGACCCAUCUCCGAGUUCUUCGACUUCAAGCGCAUCUCCAAGCCCGCCAACUUUAGCGAGGUUCAGAGCAGGGUCAACUACAACUUGGGCUACUUCUCGAGCAACUAUGCCGCUGUCUUCGUCAUGCUUAGCAUCUACAGUCUGCUCACCAACUUGAUGCUGCUCUUUGUCAUCAUCCUCGUGGUCGGUGGUAUGUUUGGAAUCGGCAAGCUAGAGGGCAAUGAUCUCCAGCUCGGUAGCUGGCGCGCGAGCACCUCCCAGCUAUACACUACGCUCUUCGUCAUUGCGAUUCCUCUCGGACUCUGGGCCUCGCCCUUUUCCACUGUUCUCUGGCUCAUCGGCGCAACUGGCGUCACCGUCGUGGGCCACGCUGCAUUUUUGGACAAGCCCAUCGAGUCAGCUUUUUCCGAGGAGGCGGUCUAG